Geodia barretti is the source of this 666-nucleotide messenger RNA. The record is from the annotation of a GenBank genome assembly. NCBI's taxonomy places the organism in Eukaryota, Metazoa, Porifera, Demospongiae, Tetractinellida, Geodiidae.
CUCUCCCUGAUCUUUGCCGAGUCAUCGCUGGAGCUGGUACCCAGGGAACUUCAGGCCCACCGCUCCGUGGUGUCGCACGCAAGAAGGCUGGGAAAGAGGCCCGGCGAGAUCCUGCUUGAUGUCUCCUGGCACUACGCGGCUAUGCGUGGAAUCAAAGACGAGAUGAAGCGCGGCAGGCCAGACCUGAUCCACAUGUGCCUGCAGAAUGCAUGCAGCACGCCGCUGUACCUCAGGGGAGGCCUGGCGAUAUACAUACACACCAUAUCAGGCAGGGUGAUCACUAUUGGCAGCGGUAUCCGCCUGCCAAAAUCGUACCACCGCUUCGCGGGACUGAUGGAGAGGCUUUUUCUGGACGGAUCCAUCGAGCAUGAGGGCAGGAGGAUGCUGGAUCUUGACACGAUGGGCCUUGCAGAGGUGAUAGAGGAGAUCCGGCCCGGCGCCAUACUUGGGCUGUCAACCCUGGGCGACAGGAUCCAGCUGCCACGACUGGCAUCAGAACUGGCCGGAGGCUCGUGCGUAGUAAUAGGCGGAUUUCAGAGGGGGCACUUUGCCCCGCAUGUGAGCAGCGUCAUGGACGCGACGUACAGAAUUGGCGACGACCCGCUUGAGGCCCAUGUGGUCACGAGCCGGGUGCUCUACGAGUAUGAAAAGACGGUUUUUAUGUAG